Messenger RNA from Selaginella moellendorffii, 549 nucleotides. RefSeq lists its product as uncharacterized. The record is from RefSeq and is a predicted model, not a curated record. NCBI's taxonomy places the organism in Eukaryota, Viridiplantae, Streptophyta, Lycopodiopsida, Selaginellales, Selaginellaceae. The transcript has 2 exons. Bases 33 to 335 code for a protein of 100 amino acids.
GUUGCUUGAUCACAUCGCGGGGAGGCAACACCAUGUCGAUGAUCGAUAGCAGCGAUUAUCGAUUCAAAGCCUUGGACAGUUUCGUGGCGCCGCGCCCGGGGGCGUGUGGAGACGACGACGACGACGUUGGGCCUCCCGAUCUCGCGCCCGCCGCAUCUCUCGCGCUGAUCUCUUCUUCUUCCCGAUUUCGCGGAGCUAGGAUCACUGGAAAUCAUCCUGGGUCGCCUCUGAUCGCCGCCGGAGCAGCAGCAUUGCUGCAAGGAUUCAUCAUCUCGGAUGAUUCCGAGCCAAUGCCCGAGAUCAUUUAUGUCAAGGCGAAGGACCCGAAGGUUUGAAGCGAUCGAAAGAACCAAAUCAAUUUUGCUACUCCUGAUCUUGCCAUGGAAUAUGCUCAUCUAUAUGCUAUACAGACAUCGAAACGGUGUACCGUCAGAUUAUAUGAUAUUAUCGUUUCUGCUAUAGCCUAUGGCUUCUUGUAUGUCAAGUGUUGCAGUACUGCAAUUCACGAGCCACAUUUUUACAACCAUCAAAGAAACGAGUUGCUAAGUA